Messenger RNA from Xenopus tropicalis (tropical clawed frog), 1973 nucleotides. RefSeq names its product E3 ubiquitin/ISG15 ligase TRIM25. Gene Ontology annotation, molecular function: zinc ion binding. The transcript has a single exon. Gene Ontology annotation, biological process: antiviral innate immune response. Lineage: Eukaryota; Metazoa; Chordata; Amphibia; Anura; Pipidae. Gene Ontology annotation, cellular component: cytoplasm. Bases 186 to 1814 code for a protein of 542 amino acids. The record is from RefSeq and is a predicted model, not a curated record.
CGUACAAAAAGCUCUGUAUGAAUUUCUAAAGAAAAUUACUGAUUGUGAAAAAAGCACAAUGGUAACUAUAGUGUCGUGUGUCCAAGAGCCCAACACAAUGCUCCCUACGUGAGAGAUGAGGGAAAAUGAGUUCUCUUUGACUUCCUGUAGAAAGAACCUUCCGUGCUUUGUUCCUGCUCUCAGCGAUGGCGACUGCUGAUCUGAGAGACGAGCUGAGCUGCUCCAUUUGCCGGGACAUUUAUACCGAUCCGGUGUCCCUGCCCUGUGGCCAUAACUUCUGCCGGGGCUGCAUUGGGAAGACAUGGGACUGGCAGAAGAGCAUAGAGGAAGAUCCAUCAUGUCCUGAAUGCAGGCAGAGAUACAGGAGACAACCUGAACUGAAAAGGAACCUGAGGCUGAGUAACAUAGCGGAGCGAUUCCUUUCUACUCACCCAGAGCAUGAUGGGACGGGGAUCUACUGCACUUACUGUAUACACUAUCCAGUACCUGCUGCUCAAUCCUGUCUGCAGUGUGAGGCUUCUCUAUGUGAUGCCCACGUGAGGGUCCACAGCAAGUCAGCAGAACAUGUCUUAACUGAACCCACCGCCAACCUGGGGAACAGAAAAUGUUCUGCCCACAAUGAGCCCCUAAAGUAUCUCUGCUGUGAGGAUGGGGCCCCUAUCUGUGCCUCUUGCUGCCUGGCCGGGGGGCACCGGGGCCACAGGGUGGAGCUGCUGAGUGAGGCCUCUGAGAAGAAGAAAGAGAAACUGAGGAAAGUUCUGGAGAAACUGAGCCCAGAGAGAGAGGAGACUGAGAGAGGAGCCCAGAGGCUGCAGGAGCGCAGGAGAGAAUUAGAGGAAAAAGCCGCCAUUGAGACAGAGAGAGUCACUGCCCUGUUUAGGGGCAUCAGGGAAGAGCUGGAAGCCCUAGAGAAGCGACUCCUGAGUGACAUCUCCAGGCAGAAAGAGGAGCUCACACUCACACUCACUGAGCUGAUCCAACAGCUGGAAAUAAAGAAGGACGAGCUGUCCAGGGAGAUCCGGCACAUUGAGGAGCUGUGCAACAUGGCAGAUCCAUUCACUGUCCUACAGGAACAGGAAUCCCAUGGAGCUGACUUUUGUGGGGCUGAGGGGGCAGAUAAUGGGGGCAGAGAGGGUACUGAGGGGGCAGAUAAUGGGGGCAGAGAGAGAAAGGGUAUAAAGGUCCCGGCUGUAGGGGAUCUGGAUGUGGGUGGGAUCUCCGAGACAUUACUCACAGGCUUAGCUGGGAUUGUGACUGGGGUAGAGGGAAGGUGGGUCUAUGGGUCGGAGGCUACAGAGCUGGUACUGGAUACAAACACGGCUGCUAAUAAUGUGUCUGUAUCAGGGGAUGGGAAAUCUGCCUCCUACUCACAUACAGACCAGUGUUACCCCCCGAAACCAGAAAGGUUUCAGAUUUACCCCCAGGUUUUAAGCACCAGGAGUUUCCCCUCAGGGCGACAUUACUGGGACGUGGAGGGCAGUGAAUCAGCGGAGUGGUGCAUAGGGGCGGCCUAUCCCAGUAUAGCGAGGGGGGGGAGACAGUCCUGUAUUGGGGAUAAUGGCAAGUCCUGGUGUUUGUGCAUAGAGAACAAUACCUACUCGGUCAGACAUGACAGCAAACAAACUGAUUUACCCCACGCCCCUUCCUGCAGGAGAAUCAGGAUCUCAUUGGACUAUGAGGCCGGACGCCUGUCCUUCUAUGAGCUGAGUGAGCCAAUCAGGCACUUACACACCUUCACUGCCUCCUUCACUGAGCCCCUUCAUGCUGCAUUCUGGGUAUGGUGGGCCGAUUCCUGCAUAAAGAUUAUCAAUUAAUCAACCGACACACCCGACGCCAUAUUUAAUUUGGGCACCAUAUUCACUGAGGGACGUUAUGUCAGUAAGGUAAAAUAAUGUACCCGCCGGCGAUAUUAAUCAUUUCCCAUGAACUAUAUUGAUGUUAUACGUUAGUAUAAAUAAAAUAACCUUUGUAUG